CUCUUCAUCCUCACUCCUCGUCCUCCUCCUCCUCAGUCUUUUCUGGUCCUCCUCCUCCUCCUCCUCCUCUUCCUCCUCCUCCUCCUCCUCCCAGCUGCCCCUGCUCCUCCCUCUUGCCCCGCCUCCUGGCAGCUCAUCGGUUGGAGGUGCGACGCCUCCUGCGAGGAGCUCUGGCGUCUCUGAGCCGUCGUCUGGACUCCCUGGAGAGGAGCAGCAGCAGCAGGAGGAAGAGGAGGAGACAGAGAAGAAGAAUAGCUCCAGAUCUACUUCCUGUGGUACCUGUCACCUCCUCUUCCUCCUCCUCCUCCUCCUCCUCCUCCUCCGGCAGGCUGGCCUGCUGCCGAGCGAGGCCAGGGGAGGUGAGCGUCAGGAACAUCCUCGGAGGAGGACGAGGAGGAGAGCAGGGGGAGGGAGGGUUUGUUGGAGGAAUGGCGGUUUCCUUCAGAGGAGUAGCAGAGGAGGAAGAGGAGCACCUCCUCACUCUGCUCACCCAGCCCACCCACAAGAGGGAGGAGGAUGGAGCUGGCCAAUCAGAUGAAAGCACUGUUACCACGAUGACCAAUGGCUACACAGCACCUCUGCUGCUCUUCAGAUCCUACUCCCAGCAUGCCUUGCAGCUUCAUGAUUUGGGACAGAGUCGUUGGGCCAGUAGCCAAUCAGAAGCCUGGGCUCUCUCCGCCAGCCAGUGGCGUUUCCCGGAGCGGCCCCUCCCCCUCUCCUGCUGGGAUCGCCGUGCGGCUCUGCGGCUCUGCGGCGGAUGGAGCUGUAGCCCCGCCCCCCUGCUGCACCUGUCAGCGGCUGCUGUCGACACGCUGGUGGAGGUGGUGAGGGGCGGGGCUUAUGGGAACCCUCUCCGCCCCCUGAGGGACUGGACAGCCCCGCCCAGUCUCAGCGCCGACCACUGCUACGUCCGGACGGUGCAGCUCAGCUCGCCGUUUCCUGCCCGGCGGCAGCAGAGGCCACGAGCCAAUCGCGGUGCUCGUACCGUCCGCCCGCUUCGUGGAAGAGCCCCGCCUCCGUGUUUAGCCAAUGGCCUGUGCGCCCCGGCCCCCGGCGUCCAGUCGGCCGCCGGCCGCCCGUUUCCCCGCGGCGGAGGAGAGGCGAGGCGGCGUCUCGCUCCUCAGGUUUGUCCUGAGCUCGUCCGUGACGACGAGACGGCUUCGUCCCCGCAGAGCAAACGAGUGUCGCAGAUCCGGAUCCGGAGGGCGUCGCCUCGAGAUACGCCGCUCACCCCGAUGGGCCUGCCGAAGGUCAAAAGAUUAAAGAAGAAAGAGUUCAGCUUGGAAGAGAUUUACACCAACAAGAACUACAAGUCCCCGUCAGCCAACAGGAGUUUGGAGACGAUCUUUGAGGAGCCGAGGGAGAAGGAUGGAUCUCUUCUCCUGAUUGGCCAGCAGAAGCGACGCCGGCUCCUCCUCUUCCCUGACUUCACUCAGCCCAGAAAGAGGAAGCGGCUGCAGGGGCCGGGCCCUGCUGUUGCCAUGGCGCCCAGGAAGCGUGCGGCGGCGCGGCGACACGUCCACGGCUCCGACGACGACGGCGACCUGGACGUGAUGCUGGUGGAGCGGCUGAGCGCGCUGGAGGACUUCCUGAGCAGACAGGGCCUGGACACCUGACUUCCUGUCAGCUGAACCCGAACCAGACCCUUUCAACCCACAGCCUGCCACGCCCCUCCAGGAGCCACGCCCCUCCAGGAGCCACGCCCCUCCAGGAGCCACGCCCCUCCAGGAGCCACGCCCCUGCUGUCACACCACACCCCCUGCAGGACUUUCUUAAAACUCUGGAAUUUCAUUUCCCACAGGGGCUUUUGUCCUCUAGGUCCUCCUGUCCUCCUGGUCCUCCUGUCCUCCUGGUCCUCCAGGUCCUCCUGUCCUCCUGGUCCUCCAGGUCCUCCUGUCCUCCAGGUCCUCCUGUCCUCCUGGUCCUCCAGGUCCUCCUGUCCUCCUGGUCCUCCUGUCCUCCUGUCCUCCAGGUCUCUCUGUACUGCAGGACUUGUUUGUGGACUUUUUGUCAAGCUGGAAGAGACGUCAGCGGCUGGAGGACAUCAGAGCCCAAAGACCCCGAUUUACACUUUUAUCAGUGUGGGAAGAAACACACUCUCUCUCUCUCUCUCUCUCCGUCUCUCUCCCUCUCUCGCCCUCUCUCUCCUGGUGUGUAUUACUGUGAUAUUUUUCUCAUGAAAAUGUUUCUAUUUUUAAAAUAAAUAUUUUGUUUCUU
Messenger RNA from Salarias fasciatus (jewelled blenny), 2217 nucleotides. RefSeq names its product proline-rich protein 14. The record is from RefSeq and is a predicted model, not a curated record. NCBI's taxonomy places the organism in Eukaryota, Metazoa, Chordata, Actinopteri, Blenniiformes, Blenniidae. The transcript has 7 exons. Bases 429 to 1616 code for a protein of 395 amino acids.